AUGAACGACACACGACUCUCGGACAAGGUCGUGGCCGCCACAGAGUCCCAGGAUGACGACCACGGAAAAGAACCCGUGGCCAGCCAGGGCGAGGCCGAAGUCCUCGCCGCUCCUCUCUCCGACAAGAGGCAGUCACUGUCCGACAUCUUCACCAUUUUUUGCUCCGGCUUCGCCCUCAUCUCCGACGGCUACCAGAACAACCUCAUGACCAUGACCAACGUCCUCUUCAAGAAGGAGUACGCCCGCCAGUAUACCUCUUCCGUCAGCACCCGCGUCUCCAACGCGCUCCUCGUCGGAGAGAUCCUCGGCCAGAUCGUCGUCGGCCUGACGUGCGACUACCUGGGGCGCAAGACGGCCAUCAUCGCAACCACGUUCAUGAUCGUCCUCGGCGGUAUCAUGGCCACGGCCUCGCACGGCGUCACCAUCGACGGCAUGUUCUGGAUGCUGACCAUUUCUCGUGGUAUCGUCGGCUUCGGUGCUGGUGGCGAGUAUCCCGCGGCCAGUGCCUCGGCCUCGGAGGCGGCCAACGAGCACACGCUGGGCCAUCGAGGGCCCGUCUUUAUCCUCGUCACUAACCUGCCACUCUCAUUUGGUGGUCCGCUGGCCGUCUGCGUCUUCCUCAUCGUCCUCUCCGCCGCUGGGGAGAACCACUUGUCUACCGUUUGGCGCGUCUGUUUCGGCAUCGGCGUCCUGCUGCCCCUGACCGUCUUCUACUUCCGUCUCAAGAUGCUCAACUCGAAGCUGUACCGCCGCGGUGCCAUCAAGAAGAGGGUCCCGUACAAGCUCGUGAUCCGCUACUAUUGGAAAGCCCUGAUCGGAACGUGCGGCGCCUGGUUCCUCUACGACUUCAUCACCUUCCCUAACGGCGUUUUUUCCGGCACCAUCAUCUCCAGCGUCGUCAAGACCGGCAGUCUCCGCAGCACAGCCGAGUGGCAGCUGCUCCUGGGAUCCAUCGCUCUUCCUGGCGUCUUCCUCGGCGCCUUCUUCUGCGACCGCCUCGGCCGCAAGAACGUCAUGAUGAUUGGCUUCUCCGGCUACCUGAUCUUUGGUCUCAUCAUCGGCCUCGCCUACGACAAGAUCGCCAAGAUCACCCCGCUCUUCAUCAUCUUCUACGGUCUCAUGCUCAGCUUCGGCAACUUCGGCCCGGGCGACAUGCUGGGCCUCAUCUCCUCGGAGAGCUACGCCACCAGCGUCAGGGGCACCUGCUACGGCAUCAGCGCCGCGGUUGGCAAGGCGGGCGCAGCCAUCGGCACGGAAGCGUUCAAGCCCAUCCAGGAAAAUCUCGGCAAGAAGUGGACAUUCAUCAUCGCCGCCAUUUGCGGUGUCGCUGGCAUCCUCGUCACCUACUUCUUUGUUCCUAAGCUUACCGGCGAGGACCUGUGCAAGCAGGAUGAGAAGUUCAGAGCCUACCUGCUGGCUAAUGGAUGGAAUGGUGAGAUGGGCGAAGAAGAUUUGGCUGCGCUGGCAGAAGACGUCGACGUUGACAUUCGAUCAGAGGAUGGUGUGCAGGAGAAAAAGACGACAGUAUAA
Molecule: messenger RNA, 1530 nt
Organism: Cordyceps fumosorosea ARSEF 2679
Lineage: Eukaryota; Fungi; Ascomycota; Sordariomycetes; Hypocreales; Cordycipitaceae
Product: Major facilitator superfamily transporter
Exons: 3
Coding region: 1-1530 (509 amino acids)
Biological process (GO): transmembrane transport; carboxylic acid transport
Cellular component (GO): plasma membrane
Molecular function (GO): carboxylic acid transmembrane transporter activity
Source: RefSeq, a predicted model, not a curated record